AUGACGCAGGCUCCGCCCAAGCCUGGUAUCGCGCCCGUCGAGCUGGCCAUCUCGUGUGUCUUUAGCGUGUUCUUUACCACGAACGCGCUUCUCGACCUCUCAGCCGACUUGUGGGCGCUGGACGCUCCGCGGGCGCGGCUUGCCUUUCUGCGGGACUGGUAUGUCUUUCGGCAGUGGUCGCCCAUCGUCAGCCCGAUAUUCCUCGCGCUGACGCUGCUGCUGCCAUUCGCCGUCUUCACGCUCUGCAAGGGAGCGCUGGAGAGCAUCUGCGGCUGGCGCAGCGCCUCUCGCCUCCGCCACACGGUCGACAUUUUGGAGGCCGUCAUCCUGGUGGGAGUCAUUCUUCCGAUCGGGAUCCCGGCCGCCGUCUCGGCGCAGGAGGCUCUGAUUGCCGCGUGCAAGGGCUCUGUCACCGGGGGCGUGAGUGGCGGCGGGCCCCUCGGCUUCUUUAGCGCAGACACGACCGCCACACUCCGCCCCGGGGACAUGUCGGCGUGCAAGGCGAGCGCCGCAGAGCUGCCGUCGCCGCACCUGCUGAUGGUCGCGCUCAACUUGCUCAUGUGGGCGUGCGACGUCUUGCGGUACAGCUGCGGCGCUAGAGCAGCCGCAUCAGGGUCGCAGGGUCGGAUCGUGUCAAGCCUCUCGCCCGGCCGGCCGCGUGCAGACGUCGGCCUGUCUGCUGCCUGCAGUGAUCUGUCGGCGGUCAGUACGACCGAUCAGGGCUACCGCACCGCCAUCCUCAACAACCGCGCCUGCUUCGAGGGCAAGGCGGUGCUCGACGUCGGAGCUGGCUCGGGCAUCCUCGCCAUCUGGGCAGCUAAGGCGGGCGCGCGCGUCGUGUAUGCUGUCGAGGCGACGUCGAUGGCCAAGCACGCACGCCGGCUCGCAGCGGCAAACGGUGUCGGCGACGUGGUCGUGGUGCUCGAGGGGUACAUGGAGCAGGUGACGCUGCCGGAGCAGGUAGACGUGAUUGUCUCCGAGUGGAUGGGCUACUUCUUGCUGCGCGAGUCCAUGCUAGACCCCUGGCUCAAGCCGGGCGGCGCGCUCUUCCCGUCGAGCGCGUCCAUCUACCUGGCGCCGCUCUGCAGCAGCCUGUACGCGCCAAAGCUGCGCGAGUUCGAGCGAGAGGUGUCGGGGUGGUCCCACUUCAAGGACUUCAUGGGGCGGGAGAACGGCGUCGACAUCAGCGUGCUCGACGCCGAGUGGCAGCAGGAGCAGCACCCCCUCCUGGACACUUCCUAG
Messenger RNA from Emiliania huxleyi CCMP1516, 1242 nucleotides. RefSeq lists its product as hypothetical. The record is from RefSeq and is a predicted model, not a curated record. The coding region runs from base 1 to 1242 and encodes 413 amino acids. The transcript has 5 exons. Gene Ontology annotation, cellular component: nucleus. Gene Ontology annotation, molecular function: protein-arginine N-methyltransferase activity. Gene Ontology annotation, biological process: peptidyl-arginine methylation. NCBI's taxonomy places the organism in Eukaryota, Haptophyta, Isochrysidales, Noelaerhabdaceae.